Arxiozyma heterogenica is the source of this 1083-nucleotide messenger RNA. RefSeq lists its product as uncharacterized. NCBI's taxonomy places the organism in Eukaryota, Fungi, Ascomycota, Saccharomycetes, Saccharomycetales, Saccharomycetaceae. The record is from RefSeq and is a predicted model, not a curated record. The transcript has a single exon. The coding region runs from base 1 to 1083 and encodes 360 amino acids.
AUGAAGGUUGUGAUGGUGGAUCCCAGUAAAUCUAAAGCAGAUCAACUAAAGAAUAAUAAGCUGUCCAGUUUCAAGAACAAAAACCUUUCUGAUAAAAUAAUAUUAUAUAGUGGUAAUAAUACUAGCAAUAACACCAACAGCAAAUCAACUACACAAAACCAAACCACAUUCAAAAGAAUUAUUGAAUGUAAGAUCGGGUCCAAUCCAAUAAAUAAAUUUAGAGAUAUCAACGAUGAUCCAAUAAUUAAUUACCAUAGUCUAAAACAUAAAGUUGAUAAGCAUUCAACAAGUUUGGUUAAGAAGACAAACAUAUAUGAUAAAAAUCCAUUAGAUGAUACUUUAAUAGAUCAUAAAUCGUCUUUAUUAGGUAAAAUUAUGAUUUUAAAUAGUACGAACAAUCAAUAUGAUAUAUCUGAUGUACAUAAAAAUACAGAUACAGACGCAUUAAUAAUUAAGAGAUACCCAAAUCAGCUAGCUUCCAAAAGAUCAAUACAAAGUUAUCAAGACAUAGUAUCGUCGAAUAAGAAUAAAAACAACAGAAUAAAUACUAUCAAUAUGACUUUGCCUUCCAAUGAAAAAAAUAUAACUGAUAAGUGGUCUCCUUCUCCAUCAACUAAUUAUAAAAUCAAAAAAUUAACUUUUGUAAAAACUGUUCCUGUCUCAAAUGGCAAUAUCAGUAAUGCUGUUGAUCAUCAUAUUCAGAAUUACGAAAGGGUAAUAUUAAAUAACACAAGUUUCGUUAGACAAUCGGCAAAGUAUACUUUUGAAAAUAACAAGCUAAUAAUAGAGAAACAAUCUGAUAAAACUCAUAAAGAAGAACUGUUAUUUAAAAAUGAAGAUUUAUUCACUGGGGUACUAUUUUCGGAAAAACCUUCUUUUUUAAAUGAUGUUCCAACUAUUCCAAAUUACAAAUUUCAAAUGUAUCAAAUGGAUAACCCCUUAGACCAUAAAGAUUGGGAUCUUAAACAAUCAAAGAGGACAAAUAUAAAUCCUAGUAGCAGAUCUAGUCAAGCUUCUUCGAACCCACCUAUAUUAGAAGGUUAUUCAACACAUACAUUUAAAGUUAAUAUAAAAGAUAAAUAA